CGCCGUCAUCACUUCUAUUUUGUAACCUUUGCCCCCUUUUCGUGUUCGUUCACUUGAUCGAGUGCAAGCCGGUUCGUGGUCAAAAUGUCGCUUCGUGUGCUGGUAGGAGUGAAAAGAGUCAUCGAUUAUGCCGUCAAGGUUCGGGUGCGGCCUGACAAGAUGGGCGUGGUCACGGACGGAGUCAAGCACAGUAUGAACCCCUUUGAUGAGAUCGCUGUGGAGGAGGCGGUACGACUCAAGGAGAAGAAGAUUGCUAAGGAGAUCGUCGCCGUCAGUUGUGGCCCUGCCAAAUGUCAGGAGACACUACGUACAGCACUGGCCAUGGGCGUGGACCGAGGAAUCCACGUGGAUAUCCCUGAUGCUGACUUUGAGAAGGUCCAACCGUACCACAUCUCCAAGCUACUGGCCAAGCUGGCUCAGGAGGAAGGAAUAGAUCUACUCAUCUUGGGAAAACAGGCCAUUGAUGACGACUGUAACCAAACGGGUCAGAUGACUGCGGCCCAUUUGGACUGGGCUCAGGGAACCUUCGCCUCAGAAAUCACAGUAGACGAUGGGCGUUUAAAGGUUCUUCGUGAGGUGGACGGGGGUCUUGAAACGAUAAAAGUCAAGAUGCCUGCAGUUGUGACGGCUGACUUGAGACUUAACGAACCCAGAUAUGCAACACUUCCCAAUAUUAUGAAAGCUAAGAAGAAGCCCAUAGCCAAGAAGACAGCAGCUGACUUGGGAGUUGACCUCGCUCCAAGAAUUGAGAUCCUCAGCGUCAACGACCCACCGGUCAGAGAAGCCGGUCAGAAGGUGGAAUCGGUAGAAGAUCUGGUGACCAAACUCAAGGAUGCGGGCGUUAUUUAACCCUCACAGAAGAAUUGCAGUCAUCAUUGAGGCAACAUGUGCAUGUAUUCAACAGUAUGGAAGGCUCCAGGCAACAAACUUUGGAUGUUUGUUUUUUGGAAACACAUCACAUGACAAGUUAAGAUCCAUUUCUUUUCUAUGGUGAAACAAAAAUCAUUACUCCUGGAGAAUUAAGAGUGCCUAAAACUGGGAACCUUUGAAAGUUCCAUCAAGAACUUUGUUUGUUCUCAUCGGGAACAUGAAAGUGUGUGAUAUUGUUCCCACAACAGCCAGAUAAGCAGAAUAGCAGAUGAGUAAUGUUGCAUUCUUUCUUAAAUUCUGACAACCGAUUCGAUUCUGUGAGACUGCAAAUGUGAUUUUAGAGAUUGGAAAUUUUACUUACUUCUCCCAAAGAUAAAAUUAUAUCCCUUUUAAUACGCAGUCCAUAUUUACCCAAAAAAUUACUUUUACAAUCAGGGACUUCCAUGGUGUUUUAUUAUUAGACUUUUUACCAAAAGGAUAAUGCGCUGUAUUUUGUGUAAAUACUAUACAUGCUGUGUUUGUUUUUCGAUUGUUUACUGGGACAAAAUGUUGUUUAAAGAGCAAAACGUGUUGAUUUUAAAUUUGAAGAAUUUUGAGUAUUAAGAGAGCGACGUGAUUUAUAUUUUCAGAUAAUCCUCCAACACAGAUCUAUUUGUAAUGGCUAUAACCUGGUAAAUGUUGUUUCCCGAUUUGCAUAAGCAUCAAAUUUGUUUUGAAAUGUUAGAUCUCACAACUGCAUGUGCCAACUGCCCUAUCCAAGACUACUAGUGACGCCAAAUUUCUUUGAACUGUCAUUGGACGGAUUUUGUUCACUUGGCCACCCAGCGUCAGUACUUUCGUGCGCACAUGAAUGUGUGAACAUAAAGGAGAAAUUGCUAAGCGUAACCAAACACACAUGCCCGUAAUUUGCCCCAAUCGACUGCAUAGUGCCGGAACAAGGUGGGGGUCAUUCAAAUAGCCCGCAUGCUCCCGUGCAUACAAGCACUGUGCGAUCGAUAUUCCCUGGUGUUCCUUGCGGGCAAUGUAGCAUUGUCACGCCGCAAUUUCCAGUUGCGUAAUCUUUUAAAUUUUCAACUCUCUAACUGCAUAAUUUUUCAUAAACUGUUGUCAAUCUUGGACAAUUUACAGUCUUUGGUAGCAAACAGGUUAUCCAAAAGUUAGCUAACAAAAUUCCCCAAAAGUCUAUAAAUGACGCCAUCAUAAGACGAUCAGAUUCAAAAUUAUGACCCCUCCAAUGAGUGUUGACUUUCUUUUUUUGACGGUGUUUAUUUCAAAUGUACGUACAUUUGAUAUGGGACCUGAAUGUACCCACAAUGCUUUGCAGCAUUUGUGUUUCCUUCACAAGUUGUUGUGAAUGGUAUUCACCGGCAACCUUAGAUAGGGCAGCGGGACGAAUGAAAUGAAGGGAGUGCAUGGUCAGGGACUGUAGGUAGUUUGUCAAAAGAGGGCGCUGUUUCUACAGUGUUGUAUAGGAUAGGAAACCAAGCAUGUGACUGCACACAAGGCCCCGUUAAUGUUGAAGCAUCGUGCUAGCUAUUGUGCAAAGCUACUGCCCCAUGAGGGAUUAUCUGAACAAUAGCUAGCACAAUGCUUUCCCCAUUGAGGGGGGCCACUGUGAUAGAAUUGACAGCGUGCCCAGAUUGGUUUGUUGGGACAGGAAUGUCAUGUAUGGGACACCUUAGUUAUGAUUCUCUCGUGUGGACAAGGACAAUGCAAUAAAAUGUAAUUACACAAUUGAGACAAAAUCGUUCAGAACUU
Messenger RNA from Patiria miniata (bat star), 2628 nucleotides. It is a transcript of the gene etfb, whose product is annotated as electron transfer flavoprotein subunit beta-like. The transcript is spliced from 7 exons. Gene Ontology annotation, molecular function: electron transfer activity. Gene Ontology annotation, cellular component: cytosol. The record is from RefSeq and is a predicted model, not a curated record. The coding region runs from base 85 to 849 and encodes 254 amino acids. NCBI's taxonomy places the organism in Eukaryota, Metazoa, Echinodermata, Asteroidea, Valvatida, Asterinidae.